GUGCGCUGUGUCCCCCGGACACAGCGGAUCACUGAUCCAAGGAAAGAGCCGAAGAUGUCGGCUCGGUCAUGUGAUCAGCUGUGUCCAAUCACAGCUGAUCACAUGGGACAUGUACACAGAUCAUCAGAGCACUGAUGAUCAGUGUGCCCUGAUGAUCUGUGUAACCCCAGUGCCACCUGUCAGUGUCCAUCAGUGCCAGCUCUCAGUGCUCAUCCAUGUGCCAGUGCCCAUCAGUGCCACAUUUCAGUGCCCAUCAGUGCCACAUCAAUGCCACAUAUCAGUGCCCAUCUGAGCUGCCUUUCAGUGUCACCCAUCAGUGCCAGUCAAUGCCACCUAUCAAUGCCAGUCAGUGUCACCUAUCAGUGCUGCCAGUCAGUGCCGCCUAUCAGUGCCAGUCAGUGCCGCCUAUCAGUGGGCAUCAGUGCUGCUUAUCA
Staurois parvus is the source of this 434-nucleotide messenger RNA. NCBI's taxonomy places the organism in Eukaryota, Metazoa, Chordata, Amphibia, Anura, Ranidae. The record is from the annotation of a GenBank genome assembly.